AUGAGUUCCGCUCAAGUGGACUCUGUUCGCGAAAUGUGGGGUGUGUCGGUGCCACAACUGGCAUUUGAGUAUGAGCCACUUCUGCACACUUUGUUAGCGUUGAGCGCAGCCCAUCGAGCAACUUUAUUACCACAGGAAGCUAGUUCGCUGCGCCCCGUUUACCAUGGAUAUAUUGACUCGGUUAUUCGCCAACACCGCCCUGUGACAGCCAAUCUAGACAAUAACGUCACUGAAGCAGUCUGCAUAAAUACCGUGCUUCUUUCGCUCUACACACUUUUUCUCCGGUCGGAGCCUUCAACAGCACCGUAUGAAGCACCAGUCAUGUGGUUAUCUUUGUCACAUGGUAUUCGACUAGUGUUAAAGACUGUCUAUAAUCAGCUAAUCACAGAAAAUUCAGCCUUGUGCCCCUUGCUUCAGGCUCAGCCUGCAAUCUGGAAAACUGCCGAUCGCACCCAGCGGGCUUACAAUGGACCAAUGAAGCCAUUUCAGUUCCUACUCAGUUAUCGCCAAGAGGAUGACUGCAUGGACAGUGCAGCAGUGACUGUUUAUGAAGAGGGUGUUGAUUAUUUGGAAAGAUUCUACAUUGCUGUACAGAGAGGGGAGCCCGAUCAUGUACUCCGACGCAUGUUCAUUGGCUUCCCUCCGGUCGUUCCUCGGCCUUUCAUCAGCUUCGUUGCCGAGAAAAGGCCGCGUGCACUGGUUAUUAUGGCUUAUCUUUUUGCGCUGGUCAAGCAAUUUGAUGAUGUAUGGUGGCUUCGUGGGAUCCCCGAGCGAGAGGUACGAGGUAUCAACAGCAUCCUUCCUGCUGAGUGGAAGCACAUGAUGAAUUGGCCGUGA
Penicillium antarcticum is the source of this 837-nucleotide messenger RNA. RefSeq lists its product as uncharacterized. Gene Ontology annotation, molecular function: DNA-binding transcription factor activity, RNA polymerase II-specific. Gene Ontology annotation, biological process: regulation of transcription by RNA polymerase II. The transcript has a single exon. Bases 1 to 837 code for a protein of 278 amino acids. Lineage: Eukaryota; Fungi; Ascomycota; Eurotiomycetes; Eurotiales; Aspergillaceae. The record is from RefSeq and is a predicted model, not a curated record.